AUGGCUCUAACGAUCGGUACCUUCGUAAUUCUCACCAGUAAGAGCGAUUGGAUGCCCUGGUUUCGUCAAAUUAAGCACCAAGCCUCCAGGGAUAAUAUAUGGGAUUAUGUCAAUCCUGAGCUUACCGAGGGAGACGAUGGUACCCUCAAAGUAAACGUUGAACCAAAAAAGCCUCAGCCAGGCGCUGUGUACUCUAGCCAGACUCCAUUGCCUGCCGGUGCAGCCUUUUCGGGUUUAAGUGAGGCCGAACUGGGGCAAUACCUGAUGCUUCGAGAGGAUUACAAAGACGACCUCAGAGAGUAUGAAGCUCGCCACAAGGCCAUAUAUGACCUGCAUACGAUCAUCUACACAACGAUCAACCAGACCAACUAUCCUCUUAUUAUGGACUGUCAUAGCGUCUAUCAUCAAUUGAAGACUCUUAAGCAGUACCUUGAGCCCUCACGCUACCAGCUUAAACGGUUUGCUCGUACGAAUUACGAGCGCGCCAAGAAUUGGCCCUUAAAGGAGAAACAGGACGCAUGGCUAAGGGAG
This is a messenger RNA of Lindgomyces ingoldianus, 531 nucleotides long. RefSeq lists its product as uncharacterized. NCBI's taxonomy places the organism in Eukaryota, Fungi, Ascomycota, Dothideomycetes, Pleosporales, Lindgomycetaceae. The record is from RefSeq and is a predicted model, not a curated record. The transcript has a single exon. The annotation marks the transcript as partial.